GUGUUUCUCCUUUCAGCAUCUGUUGAAACAUUCUUCGGUUCUCACGGAGUUUCGAUUUUGUCCGCAAAUUCAGUGGAGGUGAGGUCAUCCUUGCCAAGCAUAUCCACACAUACCGGAUCACCACGAUAUCGAAUCAAUAUUGAAUAUUCAAAUUCGGGGAAAAUCGGGAGGGGACAUCAUAUGAUACAUGAUGAGUUAUAGUUUAGCGACCUCGAAAACCAGGGGCUCGGCUUUGUAUGCUGGGAAAUUUCCUGAAAUUAUAUCAUCUUCGAGACGUGGAAAGGCAGCGGGCUUGAGUGCUGGCGCAAGAUGCAUAUCAACACGUGAGCUCGACGCUUCGAAAGGCGACCGUGAAAGAGUCCUGAUUCUUGGCUCGGGCUGGUCAGGCUUCACACUAUCUCGUCAACUGGACCCCAAGAAAUACCAGACAGUGGUUAUCUCUCCACGGUCAUAUUUUGUGUUCACACCGUUAUUGGCUAGCACAGCUGUGGGAACUUUGGAAUUCAGAAGCGCGCUUGAGAGUGUGAGAGGUAGAGGAAGAUGGAGAGGAUGGGGCUUAGUAGGUGGUGGAUGGGGUGGGUGGGGAGCGAGAGGGAAUGGGGUCGAGUUUUGGCAGGGGUGGGCAGACGACGUAAACUUCGAUAAGAAAACUAUCAAAGUAGAAGAAAACGCAAUUGAGAGACCUAAAACCGCUUCCACAACAGUAGAAAAGAAAGGCAAAGGAAAAGUAUUUGAGGUGGGCUAUGAUAAAUUGGUGGUCAGUGUUGGAUGUUAUAGUCAAACAUUUGGCAUCGAGGGUGUGAGAGAAAAUGCAUUGUUUUUAAAGGAUGUAGGGGAUGCGAGAAAGAUUAGGAAGAGGAUCUUAGAAUGUUUCGAAACGGCCGCAUUACCAACUACUCCCGAUUCUCUUAGAAAACAACUUUUGAAUUUCGCCAUUGUAGGCGGUGGUCCAACUGGCGUUGAAUUCGCAGCCGAACUCUUCGAUCUUUGUCAUGAAGAUCUCUCGACUCUCUACCCUUCGUUAACCCCGUUCAUAAAGAUCACAAUCUAUGAUGUGGCGCCAAAAAUCCUCCCCAUGUUCGAUAAAAAUCUGGCAAACUAUGCAUUGGAGCAUUUCAAGAGAGAUGGGAUUGAGAUCAAGACUGAACAUCACAUCCUGGGGUUGCAAAGAGGAUUACCCAAGGAAGGAGAAAAUGGAGAAGACGGAGAAAAGGGAUUCACAUUAAAGUUAAAGGAAGAGGGUGAUGUAGGUGUGGGAAUGUGUGUUUGGAGUACGGGACUGAUGAUGAAUCCUUUCAUCGAGAAGGCGUUAAGUUCGGUUCAUACUUUCCCCACUCAAUCUGCUAUUUUGGCUGGAAGCGAUAGCGAAAACAUUGCAGAGAAACCGGAAAGCAGAAAAUGGGAAUUGAAAAGAAGUCCUAAAACGGGUGGAUUAAUGGUGGAUAAUUUUUUUAGGGUUAAAUUGGCUACUCGUUCAUCUCCGGACGGAGCGAAGCAAUCUCAACAAGAAGCAACGAUGAAUGAUGUUUUCGCAUUGGGAGAUGUAGCGGUCUUGGGAGAUAUGGGGUUGCCAGCCACCGCGCAAGUAGCAAACCAGGAAGCGAGAUGGUUGGGCAAAAGACUUAAUAAGAUGGAGAAGGCGGGAAACAUUGGAGCUGCUGAGGAUAAAGGAUUUACCUUUAGGAAUAUGGGGGUCAUGACUUAUGUCGGAGGUAUGAAGGCAAUCAUGCAGACGGAUGGAAAGGGAGAGAUUAAGGGGAGAACAGCAUGGGUAAUCUGGAGAGGUGCAUAUCUAACCCAAACAAUCAGCUGGAGGAAUAAAAUACUAAUCCCUAUGUAUUGGGCAAUCAAUUGGCUGUUCGGACGUGAUAUCUCGAGGUUUUAGCGGGUGAUAAAGAGUUGUUUGGAAGGUUGAAUGGGGCGAGGAUUGAAGGGAAAAACACGGGUAAGAUAGAAAAGAGGGAAAGUUGCAUAGCGAUGGAUGAUUUCGUGGGAAGGGUGUAACGUAUUAUAUUUUUGUGUACUAUUAUAACAGAGCUAAUUCUACUUUUUAUUCUAUGAUUCGUAUGGAUUGUAUAUCGAAGUGGAUGGAUUACUGGAAUGGGAGUCGCUGCGUCUUGGAUUCAGUAACUUACAUCUUACUUUCUAGUUUGCAUUUUCUUUUCUGUCUUGGGAAAUUGGCUGGAAAAUACUGCACUGCGCCGCUCAACGUCAAGAUCUGAAUCCCGUUCAUAGUACA
Botrytis cinerea B05.10 is the source of this 2239-nucleotide messenger RNA. RefSeq names its product Bcndi1 (gene Bcndi1). The record is from RefSeq and is a predicted model, not a curated record. The coding region runs from base 188 to 1885 and encodes 565 amino acids. Lineage: Eukaryota; Fungi; Ascomycota; Leotiomycetes; Helotiales; Sclerotiniaceae. The transcript is spliced from 9 exons. Gene Ontology annotation, molecular function: NADH dehydrogenase activity.